Molecule: messenger RNA, 2556 nt
Organism: Coccidioides immitis RS
Lineage: Eukaryota; Fungi; Ascomycota; Eurotiomycetes; Onygenales; Onygenaceae
Product: STE/STE20/YSK protein kinase
Exons: 5
Coding region: 114-1970 (618 amino acids)
Biological process (GO): protein phosphorylation
Molecular function (GO): ATP binding; protein kinase activity
Source: RefSeq, a predicted model, not a curated record
GUUUGGUUGCAAUUGCUAUCCAGCAGAGCCCGAGCUCUCGAAAACCCAAACAACUCCAAAAAAGAAUAAAAAAACGAUUGAAAAGCCAUUGUUCUUCACCUGCAAAAAAAAAAAUGGCUGAUGAGGGCGCGUUAGCAAAUCAUUAUCAGGUGCUCGAGGAGCUUGGGAGUGGAAGUUUCGGGGUCGUGUACAAGGCCAUCGAGAAGGCGACCGGGGAGAUUGUCGCGAUCAAACAUAUCGAUCUCGAGUCGAGCGACGAUGAUAUCCAGGAAAUUCAACAGGAGAUCUCGGUGUUGGCUACGUGCGCGAGUCCCUACGUUACACAAUACAAGACUAGUUUCCUGAGAGGACAUAAGCUAUGGAUCGUGAUGGAAUACCUAGGUGGAGGCUCUUGCCUUGACUUGCUUAAACCAGGGCCAUUCAACGAAGCACAUAUCGCAAUCAUCUGCCACCAACUUCUGCUAGGUUUAGACUAUCUGCACCAUGAAGGGAAAAUUCAUCGUGAUAUAAAAGCCGCCAAUGUUCUCUUGUCGCAGACGGGAAAAGUUAAGCUGGCGGAUUUCGGGGUCGCAGCCCAACUCACAAACAUCAAGUCCCAACGGAAUACCCUUGUCGGGACUCCAUUCUGGAUGGCGCCGGAAGUCAUUCAGCAAGCGGGGUAUGACUUUAAAGCCGAUAUUUGGUCGCUUGGUAUUACUGCGAUGGAGAUGAUUAAUGGAGAGCCUCCGCACGCGAGCACACACCCGAUGAAAGUGUUGUUUCUCAUCCCGAAAGCGCCUGCUCCCAGGUUGGAAGGGAACAAGUAUAGCGCUCAUUUCAGAGAUUUCAUUGCCCAAUGUCUAAUCAAAGAUCCGGAUCGACGGCCUACCGCAAAAGAACUACUGAGGCAUAAAUUCAUCCGAGGAGCGGUGAAAACGGAACCUUUGCAAGAAUUAAUCCAGAGGCGUCAGGAAUGGGAGGCAACCAAGGGAGUUUCAGAUAACGUGAAAUACUACGCAGAGUCAUUGUAUGGAGCUACUCCAGAAACUCGGGCAGUUGCAGGCGCUAACAGCCAGAACAGAAAUACCAUUACUCGUAGCGAUGAUGACGAUGGUUGGGUAUUCGAUACUGUCAAGCCUGGUACUAUAGCUUCCGCAAAGAAUACCCAGAAGCGAUUAAGGGCCGCAACACACUCCCUCGAAGACCUUGACGAGGUUGCUGAGACGAUGGACCAUCUUGACGUUACUGAGCCCACGCCCGAGCGAAAACCUGUGAGAAACUCGACUGUGAGACGGACUUCCGUUUUGGAGCGGACAUCAUCCAUAAGGCGAUCAACUAGCAAACGAAAAUCGAGCGGUGCAAAGCAACCCUUAGGGGUUGACCUCACAUUUGGCAACAGUCCAUCCACGGUAAGGCAAUUCCGCCGCCUCUCUGACAGAGAGGACUGCGAGAAUGAAAUUCCGGGCACUAUUCCCGGAAUGGAUGAAACCCAUGCUCCGAAAACGCUGUUCUCCCCCGAGCCACAAAGCAAGGAAGCUGCGAUUGGUAGAAGGAUGUACAGCUGCGGUGUCGGACUGGCAUGCCAGGAGGCAUUGGCGAACACAUGGGACCAAGACAAAAGAGAGGCCAUUUCACGGCUCGCAGAAGCCUGGAGCGAGCUUGAAAUGGUUGACCCAGAGGGUCUCUAUCAGAUUGUCAAGGCGUCCUAUGAAAAACUUCAAGUAGACCCCAAAACCGCCGGCGCUCUUUCCAAGCCUGCUCCAAUUGAAUCUCCGCAAAGACCAAAGCUAAUGCUUGCUCAAAACAACCCGCACCUUAAGAGCCAUAAGAGACGCCAGUCAGCACAGCUUGCAGCGGAACAGUCAUCGUAUCUUGGAAACCUGAAGCUUCCAGGCCAGUCAGUUCCUGGCAUGGAGCAUACCAAGCAGCUUGCUGACGUUCUCUAUGGCCGUUGGAGUGAAGGUUUGCGGAACAGAUGGGCGGCUCCCUAGACCGUGAUUUUGUAAAAGAUAUCCAGGGGGAACAUCGAAUUGCACCCUGAAAUAUCCUUUUUUUUUUUUUUUGGUUGAGGAUCAUAUUUCAUGUAUAAUAUGGAUGUCGUUCGAGUGACUUUGCCUGAUAUCACUUUCAUUGCAUUUUGGCGUUUUCGUACCUUCGCUCGUUCCCUUUCUACCCUUUUUUUUCUUCUCUCGCUGUUGCUUGCUUGUCCAGCGGUCGAUCCGUACUUCUACCAUUCGUUCGGGAUUUUGGAAAUUUCAGGAGCCUUCCAUUGGGCGGCGUUAAGCGGGCGUCACGAGGCGACAUUUCGACUUGGUAUGUGAAUGGGCCAUCUUGUUCUCUCUCUCUCUCUCUUUUUUUUUUCCUUUUUUUUUUCUUUUCGUUUUUAAAUCUACAUAUGCCCGGUUGUUUGGCGUUAUUCUGUUUUCCAGAUAUCCCACACUACGUUUUGUGUCUUUGGAGCUCUGAUCUAUCUGCUCUCGCUUUCUUGUUCGGAGUUUCAACCAAUAAGGGCCCACAGGCCAUCUAUGGUUUAGACGGAUAUUAUGUAGCAGGUUUCAAUGCCAGUUGUCCGAUAUC